CCUCUCCCCUCCCUCCCUCUCCCGCUCAUCCCCAUGGCCCAAGGGGGGCUGGCGACCUAGGGUAGAUCACUCCGCACUUUCGGCUCGGCUCAUUCCUCCCUCAGCACCCACCUCCAUCGUGCCUCAUUCGCCCGCCAUGUCCGCCCCCUUCGUCGCCAUGUCCGGAUCGGCCGUCUUCCCCGCUCAUCGGGUCCAGGUAAGCAGCAGCAGCAGCUGGCGACGGUGCGCGGCAUGCUUCUCGAGGCAGAGCUUUUCGUCGAUCUCGAUCUGGCCGGCUCCGCCCAAGCACCUCCUCAACCUGGCCUGCUCGGCCAAGCAGGACACCAUCGACAAGGUGUGCGGGAUCGUCAAGAGGCAGCUGGCCGUCGCCCAAGACACCCUCGUCAACGGGGACACAAAGUUCGCCGACCUCGGCGCAGAUUCCCUCAACACGAGAAUUAAAGAAAUUGUUUGUGCAGCUGAGCUGAGGCUCGACACGGUGUCGCUUUGGUUGGUUCUGUCUCGCUCAAAUCGCCUCGGCCUGUUAAAAAGCGCUCCACAGCGCCUCCAAACUCCAAGCCUCCAACGUACACGACCCUCAGCAUCCGAUCGACCAGCGACGGUGGUUCGGUUACUACAGUCUCACAGAGUAGUCGUGCUACCUUCAAAGUGGUUACUAAUCGUACAUUUUCGACAAGGCAAAAGAAUGGAUGGUUAUAUACCUGCUCAUUUUACAGCUGCCCUUGGUUCGAUUCCUCCCAAGAGCGGAUCUGCGCCAAAGGGCAACUUUUCUUGCUCACGGGAUAACGGCCACUGUCUGCUCCACAACAACGACAAGCACGACGGCCUUGACGAAGUUGUCCGUCGUCGACACUGAAGAGCAAGCCCGCCUUCUCCAGACUUGCAUGACGGGAGGGGAGCGGGCGGCCACUGCCUCCUUCAUGCUGCCGAUACCGAAGAGCAAGCCCGCCUUCUCCAGAGUUUGCAAAGGAGCUUUACGUUCAGUGGCGGACACUACUUUGAUCCUAUGAUAGAUGGUUCUUCAUAAUGUGAUAGUGUAUAGGCCUUCUUCCUGGGGACCUACUGCUCAACGACUGCACUCCUUGGCUGCUACCGACCAAAAAUUUUACAAAUCUGUCUACAUGUUUUGUUUCUAUAUAUUUACAAAUAUCCUAUCAAUCCAUUUUUAAAA
Molecule: messenger RNA, 1171 nt
Organism: Hordeum vulgare subsp. vulgare (domesticated barley)
Lineage: Eukaryota; Viridiplantae; Streptophyta; Magnoliopsida; Poales; Poaceae
Exons: 6
Coding region: 137-856 (239 amino acids)
Biological process (GO): fatty acid biosynthetic process
Molecular function (GO): acyl carrier activity
Source: RefSeq, a predicted model, not a curated record